GAGAAAGAGGCUUCGACAACGGAAACACAGUCAGAGCCCCAGGUUGUGAACACCAGAUCUCAAGGCUCAAAGAACAGGCGCAGGCAGGCUGAUUCCACAGAUUGGGUUUCCAGUCAGCUCACACGGCGGUUUGGAAUUGCAGGCGGAUUGGUGUGGCUUGGCAUCCUCACGUUUGGCGUUGUGUCAGAGCAGAUCAAGACGCGGUUGGAAGUCAGCGCAGAGCAGAAAGACACAAAGGAUGUCAAGGACCAGAAAGUUGUGAGCACAGCAUCAGGUCUCAAAUACACCGACAGACGGAUUGGAGGCGGAGCACCUGUCGAAAGGGGGUUUUUGAUAGUGCUUGACUACAGGGCAACAGCUGAUGGUAAGGUGUUUGAGGACACAAAGGAGCGGGGAAAGCCGAUUGUAUUCAGAUAUGGCGCACGGCCAUUCACCGGCGGCCUGUGCCAGGGCGUGGAGGAAGCACUCUCCACCAUGAGAGCAGGUGGCAUUCGCGUGGUGACGGUGCCGCCACAGCUGGGCUUUGGGGAUCAGGGCGCAGUGCUGCGGCCGACAGAGCAUGUGCCGGAGAAGCAGGGGGAGGUCCCUCCAGGGGCCACCCUGGAAUAUGAGCUCAGCCUCCUCCGUGUCUCCAUCCCUCCCAGC
Coccomyxa subellipsoidea C-169 is the source of this 645-nucleotide messenger RNA. RefSeq names its product FKBP-type peptidyl-prolyl cis-trans isomerase. The transcript is spliced from 5 exons. Gene Ontology annotation, cellular component: chloroplast. Gene Ontology annotation, molecular function: peptidyl-prolyl cis-trans isomerase activity. NCBI's taxonomy places the organism in Eukaryota, Viridiplantae, Chlorophyta, Trebouxiophyceae, Coccomyxaceae. The annotation marks the transcript as partial. The record is from RefSeq and is a predicted model, not a curated record.